AUGUAUUCAACAGCUACUUUAUGUCUUGGGCUGAUGGCUAGCCUCGCCCAAGGCGCUCUCCUCAACAGACGCGCUGCUUUGGAGGAUUGUCUUUCGGGUAGCAGAACUGUUGUGGAUGAAGUCGGUUCUGAUGACUACAAUCGUGAUAUCACACCUUUCAACAAGCGUCUGCAGUUUCAACCGGCCGCUAUUGCAGUACCAACUACGGUGGAACAGAUACAGAGUGCCGUGGCAUGUGGCUCGAAGCUAGGAUACAAAGUUACUGCGAAGGGCGGGGGACACAGCUAUGCCUCUCUGGGUCUUGGUGGGGAGGACGGUCAUCUCGUCAUUGAGCUUGAUCGUAUGAAUUCUGUCGUAUUGGAUACGAAGACGAAUAUCGCGACUGUGGAUUCGGGAACAAGACUUGGCCAUCUAGCAGCAGAGCUAUUCGCCCAAGGAAACCGCGCUAUAUCCCACGGAACUUGUCCCGGUGUUGGUAUCUCCGGCCAUGUCCUACAUGGCGGAUUUGGUAUGAGCUCCCACACACGAGGUCUAGCACUAGACUGGGUAGCUGGAAUGAAUGUUGUCUUGGCAAACGGAUCACUUAUCCAUGCCUCGGAAACCGAAAAUAAGGAUGUUUAUUGGGGCUUGCUCGGCGCGGGGUCGAAUUUCGGCGUCGUCACGAGUUAUGAGCUCAACACAUUUGAGCCUCCCGCAAAUGUUACAUGGUUCGUAGUAAACCUGCCGUUGAAACAGAACACAUCCGUUGCUGUGUUGGAAGCGCUGGAAGAUUUCGCUAUGAAUACUCAGCCGGCCGAGCUGAACAUGCGUCUUUAUGCUACGCGCCAAUUUACCCAGCUAGAGGGUUCUUACCAUGGCAACAAGACCGACCUCGAAGCUGCGCUCGCGCCACUAUUAAACAAGACUGGAGGCACAUUAGCCGUUGCCCAGACAGUCACUUGGCUCAAGGGUCUUGAGCAUUUCGCUACUAUGAAACUAAAUCAGACUUACCCUUACACACAAGUGCAAGAGAAUUUCUACGGUAAAAGUCUUGAACUUAAGGGUUUGAACGGGACUUCAGCAAAGGGAUUUUCCGACUAUUUGUUCAAUGUAGCCAAGAAAGAAACAGCACACUGGUAUAUUCAGCUGGAUAUCCAUGGAGGCAAGAAUUCGGCGGUCUGGAAAGUUGACUCGAAAAAGACGUCUUAUGCGCAUCGCGACAAGAUGUAUAUCCUCCAGUUUUACAUCACGACAACUGGCGCUCCGGAAGACGGGUUCAAAUUUAUCAACGACUGGGCAUCAGCCACGACGACUCCUCUAACGGCAUCCGACUGGGGAAUGUACUUUAACUACCCCGACACAAACUUGAACCGAACGAAGGCGCAGGAGAUGUACUGGGGCGAAAACCUUGCCAAGUUGCAACAACUAAAGGCAGAUCUUGACCCCCACGAGUUAUUCUACUACCCAGUAUCGAUUAGUCCGGCGCAGAACUCCGAGCUUGUGUAG
Molecule: messenger RNA, 1485 nt
Organism: Annulohypoxylon maeteangense
Lineage: Eukaryota; Fungi; Ascomycota; Sordariomycetes; Xylariales; Hypoxylaceae
Product: putative glucooligosaccharide oxidase
Exons: 3
Coding region: 1-1485 (494 amino acids)
Molecular function (GO): FAD binding; oxidoreductase activity
Source: RefSeq, a predicted model, not a curated record